ACCGACAGAUGGCAGACGAAUUUGUCGAAGAAGUUGGGAACGUUCUGAUGCUUCCAAUGUGAAAAGAUAGACAAUGUAUCAGGCUGAAUUUACGGGAGAUUGCAGUAUAACAGUUGAUCAGAUAUCAAUAAACUGAGCUUGAGAGGAAACAUGGAACUAUCCAAACAACUUAGUGCAGAUGACCUAGGCAUGACCCUAGACCCAGACAUAGACGACCUCCGAGGCCAACAGGAGAGUGAAGCGUCAUGGCAACGUCGUCGACGAUUCCUUCUGGUACAUCAGGGCCGUUUUCCGAUUGGACGCUUAAACCAACUGUCAUACUGCUUCACAAAUAUCCUCAUGUACGCCUGUGAGUAUUCCGACUCGUUGAUGAAGGAGUUAUCUGCCCUUGCUGUAGAUGUCGCCAUAGCAAAUUCAUUGAAACGAGGAGAUGCUUCGGUGAAGGUGUCCAAGAAUUAUCUGAAGGACAAAAUGUCGAACAAGAAAAAUGCACUAUCGGCUGAAAUGCAUUACAUGAAGAAACUCAAUGAUUUAAGGAAGAAACAAAUUAAUUGUCCAUCGGAGGAGUUAAAUGAGCUAAAAGUGGGUGGAGAAUGCAAUUAUUUUGAAGAUGUUCUUGCAGACAGACAAAGUCGCUUACAAUCUUGGGAACAAACAACAGUGGCUGUAAAGGAAGAGCAAAAGUUAAGACGAAGUUCAAAGUCAUCUCCCUUGAGACAAAAAUCAUUUUCUUCUCGUUUGAUUCAAAGUUCAAAGUUAACUCCCUUAGGAAAAAGUUCAGAGUUAUCUUCCUUGAGGCAAAAUUCAGAGUUAUCUCCCUUGAGACAAAGUUCAGAAUUACCUCCCUUCAGACAUAGUGCAGAGUGUUCUCCUUUUGGACAGAGUUCAGAGUUAUCUCUCUUUGGGAGGUUAAAGAUGACAACUAACAAAGAUGACAAUUGCAAGAAGUUUGAAGAAUCAACAGCACUACAAUAUGAGAAAGAAACCAAUAAAACUCUUCUCAUGGGGAUAUCACGUCUUCUCUGCAGUGAUGCACGUCGACAGGCUGAAGAAGCUAAAGCAUUAAGGACUCUGAAAAAGGAUAACCAUGAAUCUGCACCUAAUCCAGGUAAAAAUGUAUCCCUCCUUUCAAGGCCAGAAAGUGUGUAUGGACAUGAACUGCAAUCUGUGAACUUUGAACCAAGGACAAGUUGUCUGAAUAGGGAAAGUAGGGUUCAUAGGUCAUCCUCUGUUGGUUUAAGCCUUGAUGGUAGUAAAACUGCUUGUAUCGAAAGCUGUAAAGAUGUGCAUUCACUGGCUGAGCCGACAGGAUCUGUGCUGUCUGAGGCUCCUGAUGAUGGAAGCCGUGUCAAAGAAGCUUAUUUAUCGAAGAGUAGAGAUCAGUUUGGAGGAGGAAGAGUUAACCAUUCUCACAGAAAGGGUACAUCACAUCUGUGGCAGUCCUCGGAACAAGACACACGUGGGGAGAUAAAUCAUGAUCUCAGCAGAGAAGGGGCUUACUCUAAAAGGUCAUUGGAGCUCACUAACCAAGGGGACAUCACUCCAUUGUCUGUGUCAUUACUAAGUGGAACUCUUCAGAAGGGAAAAGGAAAUGUUUCAAGGAAAGAUGGUGCUCAUGAUCUGUCAACAGAAAGUAAAGUCAGUGAUAGAAGGGAGACAACUCAGAUGACUUUGUCUGAUACAGAAACCAUUGAUUGGAGAUUUAGACCAAGAGAGAUGGAAUCGAUGACUGAUCAACCUGACCAGAACAGCAAUGAUCCUAGUAACAGUACAGAGAUGUUAACAAAAUCAGAAAUUGAUAAAAUACUUCAAAGCUUUGUACCCAAUAGCCGCAAAACACGAAAAGAAAGAGCCCCAGAAAUUGGAACCAUCAUCAAACAACUUGAAUUACUGAAAAUUUCUGUGACGGACGAAACUGAAACACUCGCAAACCAACAACUGGUGACAUCUGAAAGCGCUUCCCGAGAAAAGUCUCAAAGGGAGAAAACAAGAGUGUAUGUAAGCAGUAAACGGAGAGGGGAGAUAACUCCAAUGACGGCAAAAGCUAAUCAACAAGGAAGAGUCGGCAUCAGUCCUGUUCAAAAGAAGAAAAAAUCCAAAUUUCCUGUUUUUGAAUUUCGUAAAAAAUUAAAAGGACCUCAAAAUAGUUCGUUGAAGAGUUUCAUGAAUGCUCACAGGAAAGGUCAGCAAGUACGACAAUUCAAAUCUGAAAAAUUGGAAUAUACCGAAGAACCAAAACAGAAUGAUGGAGAGGGCUCUAGGUCACAAAACGAGCAUGUUGUUGCCAGUCAACUUUGUGAUGGCCUUCGGACCGAUGACUGUCAGCCGAGAACUGAUGAUACUUGUGUGGAAAAAGAUGUAUUGCCCGACGACAAAUACUGGCAUCAACUUUCUGAUGAACCUCCUUCCAAGACCAGAUGCAAGAAGGAAAGAAGUGUAUUGAAAGAAUCAAACUCGCACAGAGCAAGUGGACAUUAUCCUUACUCCAAAACUCUGCGAAACACUGGUUUGACGACGGAAAUGCCGUUGAAUAAUACGCAGAAUGAUGCAAGGUCAAGGACACCGAUUGAAACUUUGAACGAGUCUUCUCGCAACAUGUGUGUCCCUCCACAAGGCAAGAGUGAAAAGACAAUAGAUUGUAGUGUGAAGAGCUCGCCAACAACACGGUCGCUGUACAAGGCACAACAAACCUACCGACGGCUACAAAGAAUCAAGUCGCAAGACACAGUCAAUUUCAGAACAGAAGUAGACAGUGGACAAAUGCAAAAUGUCCAGAUUGGACUGAGUCAAAAACUGGUGAAAAGUGACCACCAGCAAAGAGUCUCAGAUUUUAUGAUAAACACUCCUGGAAAACAGUUUGUGACUUCGGCUGUGGAACACAAGGCCUCGAAACAGGAACCCGAAAAAGUUUGCGCAAGUUCUGUUGCUGACAUCAAAGAACCAUUGCCAAGUUAUUUUAAGUCUCAGAGAAAGGAUAUAAGUUUGUACACAGAAAAGCUUGUUAGGAAGUUUUCAUCUAAAUCUUUGACAGAAAUGGCAGGCAGAGACAGUAAGAAUGUGACCGAUAUUUCCAAAAAGGGCUCAACUAAAGUUGGUAAAGAGGAUUCAUGUGCAGGAACAAAAACACAACGACAACAGGUAAUGGAGCCAAGCCCAAAGUCAUCCAAAAUGGCUGAGUUCUUGGACAAAUUUUACUGUUCGUCAUUUGAAGGUGGAGGAUCAUUUUUAGUUCCAAACAUGCAGUCUCAAGUUCAAGGGCAAAAAAGACAACAUCAGAUUGCUCCGGAUUCCUUAAAGGUCAAAAGCAAUCAAGGUCACCUUGAGGUGAAAGUGUCUGGUUCUGCUGCUUCAGUGGUGCGAGGUUCAGCUUUGGACAGUGACGUUUCAAAGUUAGCCUAA
Messenger RNA from Mizuhopecten yessoensis (Yesso scallop), 3399 nucleotides. RefSeq lists its product as uncharacterized. The transcript has 2 exons. Lineage: Eukaryota; Metazoa; Mollusca; Bivalvia; Pectinida; Pectinidae. Bases 151 to 3399 code for a protein of 1082 amino acids. The record is from RefSeq and is a predicted model, not a curated record.